Molecule: messenger RNA, 725 nt
Organism: Phytomonas sp. Hart1
Lineage: Eukaryota; Euglenozoa; Kinetoplastea; Trypanosomatida; Trypanosomatidae
Source: the annotation of a GenBank genome assembly
CCAGCUCACACGUACUCCCCUUUCUCCUGAUGCCCCCGAAGUUUGAUCCCAACCAGGAGAUCACCGUGAUCGUGCGUGCGGUCGGUGGUGAGGUCGCGGCCACGGCGUCCCUGGCCCCAAAGGUCGGUCCCCUCGGCCUCAACGCGAAGAAGAUCGGUGAGGAUAUCGCCAAGUCCACCAAGGACUGGAAGGGCCUGAAGGUUACUUGCGAGCUUCGUGUGAAGAACCGCGUGGCGACAGUGAUGGUGACCCCUUCGGUUGCCUCCCGCCUCAUCCGCGCCCUCAAGGAGCCACCGCGCGAUCGCAAGAAGGUCAAGAACAUCAAACAUAACGGCAACAUCGCCUUUUCAGAAGUCAUCAAGAUCGCGAAGGAGGCGCAACCGAAGUCGAUGGGUGCGAACCUGAAGUCCGUUGUGAUGGAGGUGCUCGGCACCGCCGUCUCCAUCGGCUGCACGAUCGACGGCGAAAGUCCAAUGGAGAUUCAGAACAAGGUCCGGGAGGGAAAGCUGAAGAUUCCGAGCUAAGUGAAAUACUGCAUCAACUCACUCCACUUGACGAGAAUGGCACACUACAGUGUGUGAGUGUCAUUGUUGUUCUUCGUCCGAUGCUUUGUUUUUCCUUUCCUUUCAGGAAUCAUUUCAAACGCAGCUGGUAUGUUUUUCAUUCUUAUUUGCGCGUGAAUACUCGGUGUGAUGGGAAGUGGACAUGCGUGAAGAAUAUUCCCC